AUGGCCGCCGCCGCCUACGACGCCGCCGCAUUGGCGCUGCGGGGUGCCGGCACGGCGCUCAACUUCCCCGACGCCGCCAUGUCGCGGCCGGCGCCCGCGUCCGCGUCCGCGGAGGACGUCCGGGCCGCGGCUGCCGCGGCCGCGGCCGCGAUGGCGGACUUUGGACAGCCGCCACGGAAGAGAAGCGGUAGUCGGCACGACGAGCUGCAUGGUCACAGUGGUGGCGGCGGCGGCGCGGGCGUCGUGGACGAGGACGACCUGUUCGAGAUGCCGCGGCUGAUGCUGAGCAUGGCGGAGGGGUUGAUGAUGAGCCCGCCGGUGCUGGGCCCUGCGGCGGCGGCGAUGGAAGCCGACGAGGAAGGCGUCAGCCUGUGGGAUCACUCGUGA
Molecule: messenger RNA, 387 nt
Organism: Miscanthus lutarioriparius
Lineage: Eukaryota; Viridiplantae; Streptophyta; Magnoliopsida; Poales; Poaceae
Source: the annotation of a GenBank genome assembly